UGGCGAGCUUAGCAGAUGUCGGGUGGAAGCUCUUGGAAUUUAAAGCCCGAUCAAAGCGAUCAGAUUUGUGAUUUAGCUGAGAGACGCUUGGCCUUAAAUUCACCUUUUGAGAAUGGCCGGUUCGGCUGCGAUUACCAAGCUCCACCGGACAGUUUACAGACUCGGCUCCAUCUAUGAACCUCUGAAGCUGUCAAAUCUCCAGCGGGAAGAUGAACCCCUCUGGGAGAAGCUGGACCGCUACUACAGUGCAGUCAAGACAACUAUUUUGAACUACCAGAGUCCCACCACUGGUCUGUUCCCAGUAAAAACAUGCUCUACCUGCAAAGAGGCAAAGGUCCGGGACUCUCUGUACUGUGCUGCCAGUGCCUGGGCCUUGGCAAUGGCAUAUCGACGCAUUGAUGAUGACAUGGGACGAACUCACGAGUUGGAGCAUUCUGCCAUCAAGUGCAUGAGAGGAAUUCUCUACUGUUACAUGAGACAGGCCGAUAAGGUGGAGGAGUUUAAACAGGAUCCUAGCCCCUCAAAGUGUCUGCACUCUGUAUUCCAUGUGGACACCGGAGAUGAGGUUUACUUGCACGGCGACUACCACCACCUGCAGAUCGAUGCCGUUUCUUUAUUCCUGCUGUACUUGGUGGAGAUGAUCUGCUCUGGUCUGCAGAUCAUUUUCAACACCGACGAGGUUUCCUUCAUCCAGAACCUGGUUUUCUGUGUGGAAAGAGCAUAUAGGGUACCUGACUUUGGCAUGUGGGAGAGAGGCAGCAAGUACAAUAAUGGCAGCACUGAACUGCAUUCCAGCUCUGUGGGCCUUGCUAAAGCUGCUCUGGAGGCCAUCAAUGGAUUCAACCUGUUUGGAAAUCAGGGCUGCUCAUGGUCUGUGAUAUUUGUGGAUCUGGAUGCUCACAACAGGAACAGGCAAACCCUUUGCUCUCUACUACCCAGAGAGUCUCGCUCCCAUAACACAGAUGCAGCUUUACUUCCAACCAUCAGCUAUCCUGCGUUUGCUGUUGAUGAUGAUGCUCUUUACACUCAGACACUUGACAAGAUUGUCCGCAAGCUCCGUGGCAAAUAUGGCUUCAAACGUUUCCUCCGUGACGGCUACCGCACCGCAAACGAAGACAAGAAUCGCCGCUACUACAAACCUGCUGAAAUGAAGCUUUUUGAUGGGAUCGAGUGCGAGUUUCCCAUAUUUUUCAUCUACAUGAUGAUUGACGGGGUCUUCAGAGGAAAUAAGGCCCAGGUCAAAGAAUACCAGGAACUCCUUGAACCCAUCAUCUUUCAGUCUUAUGAGGGCCACGCUAUAAUCCCCAAGUACUACUAUGUACCGGCUGACUUUGUGGAGGCGGAGCAGAACAAGCAUGGGAGCCAGAAGCGUUUCCCUAGCAACUCUGGCCGUGAUGGGAAAGUCUUCCUGUGGGGUCAGGCCCUGUACAACAUUGCCAAGCUACUGGUGGAUGAGCUGAUCAGUCCCAAAGAUAUUGAUCCAAUUCAUCGCUAUGUGCCACGACAGGACCAGCGCAAUGUCAGUAUGCGGUACUCCAACCAGGUAAGCUCUGAUGUAACUCUAUCUGACGAUCAUCUGUCAUCUACAGGCGUUUAUUAUCAGUACAACAUCGGAUUCAAGUGCUGA
Messenger RNA from Pundamilia nyererei, 1627 nucleotides. RefSeq names its product phosphorylase b kinase regulatory subunit beta-like. NCBI's taxonomy places the organism in Eukaryota, Metazoa, Chordata, Actinopteri, Cichliformes, Cichlidae. Gene Ontology annotation, molecular function: calmodulin binding. The record is from RefSeq and is a predicted model, not a curated record. The transcript has 15 exons. Gene Ontology annotation, cellular component: phosphorylase kinase complex. Gene Ontology annotation, biological process: glycogen metabolic process. The coding region runs from base 113 to 1627 and encodes 504 amino acids.